Molecule: messenger RNA, 418 nt
Organism: Staurois parvus
Lineage: Eukaryota; Metazoa; Chordata; Amphibia; Anura; Ranidae
Source: the annotation of a GenBank genome assembly
AUGCAGACUGCUUCUACAAACAUUUGUGAAAGAAUGGGUCGCUCUCAGGAGCUCAGUGAAUUCAAGUGUGGUACCGUGAUAGGUUGCCAUCUGUGCAAUAAGUCCAUCCAUGAAAUUUCCUUGCUACUAGAUAUCCCACGGUCAACUGUCAGUGGUAUUAUAACAAAGUGGAAGCAGUUGGGAACAACAGCAGCUCAGUCACAAAUUGGUAGGCCACGUAAAUGACAGAGUGGGGUCAGUGCACGCUGAAGCGCACAGUGCGCAGAAGUUGCCAACUGUCUGUGGAGUCCAAACUUCAUUUCCAGUGAAAGGAACACUUAAGGCGUCAGCAUACAAAGACAUUUUGGACAAUUUCAUGCUCCUUUGUGGGAACAGUUUGGAUGGCCCCUUCCUUUUCCAACAGCACUGCACACCAGUG